Messenger RNA from Eremothecium gossypii ATCC 10895, 1770 nucleotides. RefSeq names its product Nur1p (gene NUR1). The record is from RefSeq and is marked provisional. Gene Ontology annotation, biological process: regulation of exit from mitosis; maintenance of rDNA. The transcript has a single exon. Bases 1 to 1770 code for a protein of 589 amino acids. Lineage: Eukaryota; Fungi; Ascomycota; Saccharomycetes; Saccharomycetales; Saccharomycetaceae.
AUGCCCAAGCAUCAUACGUUUGCCACAAAGCUUGAAGAUCUAGUGCUCACCAGUAUGUCUUUCCGUAUGUCGAAACAUCAGGCGCAUCCCAUUGAGCCUGAGGAUGUGAUAAGAGAAGAGAGUGAAGACUUUUACAGCGAUGAAGAAGAGUACAAGGAAACGUGGUCGCGAUGGGCCUUACAGCUACUGAGCUCAUCCCCAUAUGACUUGUACCUGAUUGUGAAUGAAAACUUUGAAAGCAUUAAUUGGGACCUUAAGGCGAAGACGUUGGCGAGGCCGUUGGGGGGCACCAUGACGUUCCUGUUUUUUACCGUGAGGCUAUUGCAGGAUAACGUGAUUAAACCGAACUACCAUAAGAUCAACAGAACAACGGACGGAUUCGACUUUUCGCGUUCCGCGACGUUACGGGAGUACGAUUACUUUUCAAAAUACCAGCAUGGGGCCAGCUGGAGCUCGGCCAACUGGCGAGUCAACUCCUUAAGCAUUCUGGACACGCUACUAAAGUGUCUCUAUAUUUUGCUGCUGGUCUCCAACUCGGUGCUUACGUACAAGUUUUUGUUUGGGUAUUUCCUAAAGUACUCAUUGUUCCACAGUGCACAACCACCUGCAUCAAACAACCUGACCAAGAAGUCGCUUCACGACUUGGCUUACCGUUCCGCAACUGAUGUUUCCAGGGGCUCGCUCUGGACCCUGAUUCGGUACACCUUUUUCCAGCGUGGACGCGUUCAGGAGGAGAAACCCACGGAUGAAUUCUACUAUGAGAUCAAGAAAUGGUGCCCAAGCUCCUUCCUGACAGCAUUAUUUGCAUCCUUCCCUCCGAUUUCUGUAUGGUUCAUGGCUUUCUCUGACAUAACUUUUGUGUCCCUGUUGCCUGUGAUCCUUACCCAAUAUCUAUUUUGGUAUGUCAUUUUUGACUGUUACGAGGACAGAAUAAAAGAUGAACUGGCCAUAUUUAAAGGCAUGGCUGCCGAGUAUAAUAACAAAGUGAUGAAGCCGAAGCUUUCCGCUCAGACUCAGGACGCGAUGGUGGAUGCGACAAUGUACGGACAGGAAUUCGUACAAUUUUACCCUUCUUAUAGCACAGCCCGUUCUGGAGUCUUUAUCACGCAUUCAUUAUGUGGCGAUGUCAUCAAAGAGAAAUAUAAUCAGAGGACAAAGGCCUUUGAGGACAUACCAACCGGUUCACACUCGCAGAAUAUCAUCAGAUAUUCUAGAAAUGAACGGCUAUACCACAGUGUGUUCCCACAGAAUCCUCUCAAGAAGAUUAACGGUGCAGCUAUGAGUGUUAAUCCCAUGAGCUUCAAUAGGUCGCCAACUUAUGGCGGUCGUUAUGGUACUCCGCCAUCAAGAUCUCAUGGGAGUGGCCAAACAUAUUCUUCAACAUCGGCUCCUACGUCUCCCAUGCUGAAGAAUAGACGUGCUAUUCCAACAGACCAUUCCACGGGUGGAAACAUAUCCGGAGGAAAUUACGUGGAGUAUACUAGCAAUGAUGUACACGGCGAACCUCCUAGACGGCAUUCUACAAGCCCUUUGAAGCGAGACAUAACUUCCUCAGCAGGUCGGGAGGAUAAUCAUCUCGCUUUCGGCGUCAAUUCGCCCAACAUUCGGUCAAGAACCGUAGACGUGAAAAAGAACUUGCAUACGCAUACCACAGUAGUUUGCCCCAAGUCGGAUUUAGACACUAGUCAGUUAUCUUCGAAACAAAGUAGCAUAAGCCCAUUCAAGCUAAGCAGGCGGGGCUCCAUUGAAAGUAGACCUCCAUUUAGGUAA